Messenger RNA from Clunio marinus, 300 nucleotides. Lineage: Eukaryota; Metazoa; Arthropoda; Insecta; Diptera; Chironomidae. The record is from the annotation of a GenBank genome assembly.
AUGAAAAACGGUGAAUUACUUAGAUACCUGUUGAUGAAACCGCGCACGGAUUACAUCAUUCAGCUGUUGACAAAAUCAUCGUCGUUCAUAGAAAAGCAAAUCUUUUCUGUUGAAACGUCAAAAAUCCCUGAAAUAUUUCUCAAGAAACUUCUUCAAGCGAACAAACAUGCAAACUUAAAUGAAGAACCACCAAUAAAAAAUGUUGCUGGAAUGUCCGGAGUAAAUGAAGAAAAUUAUAAGAAGACGUUAGAAAAGCCUUUCAAGACUUUGGCCAGUGAACUUUACUGCCAUCUCCUUUGA